Molecule: messenger RNA, 1200 nt
Organism: Hyaloscypha bicolor E
Lineage: Eukaryota; Fungi; Ascomycota; Leotiomycetes; Helotiales; Hyaloscyphaceae
Product: carbohydrate esterase family 8 protein
Exons: 3
Coding region: 1-1200 (399 amino acids)
Biological process (GO): cell wall modification
Molecular function (GO): pectinesterase activity
Source: RefSeq, a predicted model, not a curated record
AUGCUAGUCUUCCAGAACAAUCAGAGAUGGGCAAUCAUCUCUGCCAUUCUCCUUGCCACCUCCAGACCAACGAUCGCAGACACAUCAAUUUACAGCAAAUGCCAAACUCCCACACCCAAUCCACUCACAGGGUGUCCUCCAAAUACUCUCUGGGUGUCCCAAACCGACUGCGCAGCUGAUUUUACCACAAUCCAAGGAGCCAUAUCCUCUCUUCCAGACAACAACACCAACUAUACGAUUCUCGUCAUGCCUGGGAUGUAUAUCGAGCAACUAAAUGUUACCCGAUCAGCUCCAUUGACCAUCCUUGGACAAACGCCAACUCCAAACGAACAGGGCGAUAACACCGUGACCGUGUAUUGGGCGUCUGCCAACUCGAACGGCAGAUUUACAGACAAUGCAUUCACAUCAGUUCUGACCGUAGCACCAAAUCUUGCUGCAAGUUUGACAGGCUCUGGAAAUACCGGGUACCCUGUGCCAGCAGAUACGCCCUUUGGCUGCAUUGACUUCCGUGUUUACAACAUUGACUUCAGAAAUGUGGCUACGGAAAUAAGUGCUGGCCCUUCUCUGGCAGUGAGCAUCAGCAGAGCAAAUGCAGGCUUUUACUUUUCGGGUUUCUAUAGUUACCAAGAUACCGUCUAUGUCGGCAAGCUGGGAAAUGCUUACUUCUACCGUAAUACCAUUGCUGGCCAAACAGAUUUCUUCUAUGGUUUUGGAACUGCCUGGAUCCAACACUCAUGGAUUCAAAUGAGAUCCUGCGGUGGCGGGGUCACCGCUUGGAAAGGAACGAACACGACUUUCGCAAACAAGUACGGCGUGUAUAUUUCCGACUCUUUCUUAAACGCAGCAAACAGCAGCAUAGCGCCCGCAAUGGUAGGAAAGUGCUAUCUCGGCCGGCCUUGGAACGCACAGCACCGAAGUGUUUACAUCAACACGUACAUGGAUGCGAGUAUCCGGGGUCAAGGGUACGAGAAAUGGAGCUCCAACCCUCUGACGGACAACUACAACAACUAUACCAUCAUGGCUGAAUACAAAUCCUCGGGGCUUGGUUUCAAUUUGACUGCUAGGAUUGCGGGGAACGUGACCCAAGAGUUUACAGCGGAUCAGGCGAGAGCGUACCGAACUCCAAAGGAUGUUUUCAUGAAGCCGGAUGGCUCGCAGUCUGACAUUUCUUGGAUUGAUCCAGCUGCAUAUAACUGGUGA